Molecule: messenger RNA, 709 nt
Organism: Lepisosteus oculatus (spotted gar)
Lineage: Eukaryota; Metazoa; Chordata; Actinopteri; Semionotiformes; Lepisosteidae
Source: RefSeq, a predicted model, not a curated record
CAUUUCGAUUUUUAUGCGUGUGUCAAGCGGGACUGGGGAUUGGGCGGGGGGGUCCCCCUCAAAGCACAGGGCCCUGGGCGGCCACAUACCCCCCCCCCCCACCCCGAGCCGGCCCUGGCUGUGAGGCAGAAAUAUUAACCACUAUGUAACCGUGCCCACCUGAAAAACCGCGCCUAACUCUAGUUCCAGAUAUAGAUCUGGACUCUCGGACAGACCGCUCCCCAGACGCGUGCCGCGGGAGAGCUGGCCAGUCCGUGCCCGUGCCGGUCUGACGACGGGCGGGGGGCAGUGAGGUGCACUUCCCGAUGUCUUCCAGGUGGGGGCGCGGCUUCGGCCUGGUUGAGCUGGUGGUGGGGGUCGACAGCCUGGCGAAUCAGCCCAACAGUGUCUUCGGGGUCAUCUUCUACGUGCUGCAGCUGGUCCUGGGUCAGUCGCUGUCCAGCAGGGCGGCGCUGUUGCUGGUGCUGACCUCCUGGCUGUCUGUGGCUGGCUCCCUCUACCUGGCCUGUAUCCUGGUGUUCGUGCUGUGGGAUUUCUGCAUGGUGUGUGUCAGCACCUACCUGCUCAACUUCACCCUGAUGUACGUCAACCUGCGCAGACAGAGAGCACUGAGAGCUGACAAGGCCAAACGGAGCUGAGAGAGAGGAGCUGUACAUGAACACUAACACUGACACACACACCAUACUUACACAUUUACACACUGACUGAG